AUGUCGACCACGGGUCCUAUACGCAAUUAUUGCGUGGAUUCUUUGAUAAACCAUGAGAGCGAGGAUUUUCUUGCGUCGCGGUUCUCAGCCACAGAGCUUCUCCCCACCCGCUCAUGUCAGACGACACUAGUACCGGAGUGCUCUGAAAUACCCUCCUGCAGUUUUGCGCCGAAACCUCCUGUCUUUACCUCCUCCUGGGGCCCAGUUCACUCCCAAUCCUCAGUAGUCUACCACCCAUACACCCACCAACCUCACGUUGGAACGGACUCGAGGUAUGUUCGCUCAUGGCUGGAGCCCAUAUCUGGAACAGUAUCCUUUCCAGCCUAUCCGGCUAACUGCAGACACUACGGACUCAAACCCGAUGAUUUUCCUCAGCCCGGUGCCGGACACUGCAUCACCUCCAACGGUCGCGGAUACCCGGACUAUCUCUACAACACCUGCGUGGACAUCCGAGACAAGGCACAGCAGAUCGCCCCUUCUCCAGAGUCGGAGAUUUUGGCUUCCGGAAAGCACAAAGACGACAAGACAGAAUUCGACCCAAGUAAGUGGAAGCCAUGCCAGUCUACAAACGGGUAUUGGAGUCGUUUGUGUGUGCGUGAGGUGGGGGUGUUCGUCUUCCAUGGGGGUUUUGCUCGUGGUUGUUGUCCCACUAUAAAACGAAAUUAUCGUUUAUUUUCCCUUCCGUUUGAACGAGAGGGGAAGUGGAGGGGCUGUUAGACAGUGUUAGACAGGACAAACGCCAAUCCCCUUAAGGUUGUAAAAUAUGAAUUAGCUAUAAAACAGCUAUGCAAUGGGGAAACUGGAAACAAGCUUUUCAUUGGCGAGAUCAGAAUCUCUAGUAAACUCCACUCCACUGUCUUCUUACAUGGCCUAAACGUGUGCCUAAAAGCAUUUUUUGUGUGCCUAAAAGCAUAUUUUAUUUUACUUAUAGAGACAUUUGAUGUUGUAUCAUUGAUACACAAGAGGUGUGGCCUUAUAUAGGCCUUGUGUUAUAGUGGAUUAUUAUUAUUUUAUUAUUUGUUAUUAUAGCCUUCGAUUGAAAUGCACAUCCAGAAGCCUAAAAUCAACCAACAAGCUAAUAGGAUGAUCCAUGUUUACAGAAAAGCUUGCAGAAACCACGAAGAGCCACUGUGGUUUUUAUCUGCAGUAUUAUAAUGGCUCAUUUCAUUUCAUGUAAACCUAUACUGGUUUAUUGCACCGUGUUAUUUAGUCAAUAAUGGCUGAUUUUUCACGUGAUUAUUGAACGUUCUGGUACAACCGAAGCCGAGCAAGUCACAAAACAUAACUUUGCUUAAAUACAGCCUAUUCAGCGAGGACCAAAACCAUUGAUAUUGAAGUUUCUUCAUAUCAGUACUUAUAAAAACAUAACAACACCGAGCAAACUCCCUACAAUAAACACAGAACAGAAUAUUUUUGGCCACAACAAGAAUGGGUGAAAUGCAUCUAGCUGCCUCGGUUGCAGACCUGCGGAGACUUGAAGUUAAAGGCUUUUAAAAUAUUUUAUGGGGCAAUAAAGCGAACGGGCGCACUCACAAUUUUACAACUCGGUCCUUUUCUAGUACUGUUGACGCUCUUAAAAGAUGGAUCAGGUCUAUAAGAGAGAUGCUUAUUUAUAAUUAUUAAGGAACACAUUGAUGACACAGUUGACAAUGCACAUGGAUUAUAUUGAACCAUAGGCUUAUUUUUAUUUUUUUAAUUAAUAAGAGAGUAGGCCUGCUCUCCGUUUGGUCUGUUGUGUGUUGAAGUGUUUAUGAUAAUGAUUUUAAAGUAGCCUUAAUGGGUUAUACACUGGAAAAGGUCAGCAAAAGUGCUCAAUUGAUUUACUUUUUUUCUGAUUUAUCAUUUUACAGGCAACCCGGUGGCGAAUUGGAUACACGCUCGUUCAACGAGGAAGAAACGGUGUCCCUAUACAAAAUAUCAGACUCUCGAACUCGAAAAAGAGUUUUUGUUCAAUAUGUACCUUACCAGGGACGGUCGAUAUGAGGUCGCUCGGGUUCUUAAUUUGACCGAGAGACAGGUCAAAAUCUGGUUCCAGAAUCGGCGGAUGAAGAUGAAGAAAAUGAAUAAAGAGAAGACAGAAAGCAAUGAGCAGUAA
This is a messenger RNA of Coregonus sp. 'balchen', 2095 nucleotides long. Lineage: Eukaryota; Metazoa; Chordata; Actinopteri; Salmoniformes; Salmonidae. The record is from the annotation of a GenBank genome assembly.